AUGGAAAAGCAAGAGAUGGAGACUUUGCCACCUGAACCACUCAGGAAGGGGAGGCUCACCCCUGUGCUGGCCCUGGUGACCCUGGCAGCUGCCUUCGGAUCUGCUUUCCAAUAUGGCUACAACAUCUCCGUGGUCAACACACCUCACAAGGUCUUGAAAUCAUUUUACAAUGAAACCUACUUUGACCGUUAUGGCAAGUUCAUGGAUGAGAGUUUGCUGCUUCUUCUCUGGUCCGUCACGGUGUCCAUGUUUCCUCUGGGGGGCCUCUUGGGAGCCCUCAUCGUUGGCCCCCUGGUGGACAGGUGUGGCAGAAAGAAGACCCUGCUAAUCAAUACCACCUUCGCCAUCAUCCCCGCCAUCUUGAUGGGAUCCAGUAAAGCUGCCAAGUCGUAUGAGAUGAUCAUCCUUUCCCGGGUGAUAGUGGGAAUCUGUGCAGGUAUCGCCUACAGUGCCCUGCCCAUGUAUCUGGGAGAGCUGGCCCCCCCAAACCUGAGAGGCACAUUAGGAACAAUGACAGAGGUUUUUGUCAUCAUUGGAGUCUUUCUAGCACAGAUCUUCAGCCUAGAGGCCAUUUUGGGGAAUCCUGGAGGCUGGCCUGUGCUCCUGGCAAUCACAGGGAUCCCCGCAGCCCUGCAGCUCCUCUCUCUGCCCUUUUUCCCAGAGAGUCCCAGGUACACGCUGAUUCAGAAAGGCGAUGAAGGCCAGGCCAGGAAAGCUUUGAGGAAACUGAGAGGCUGGGACAAUGUAGAGGAUGAAAUUGAGGAGAUGCGCCUGGAGGACCAGGCAGAGAAAGCUGAAGGCCACCUCUCUGUGAUCAACCUCUUUACCUUCAAGCCCCUGAGGUGGCAGCUCAUUACCAUCAUUGUCCUAAUGGCAGGCCAGCAGCUGUCUGGCAUCAACGCGAUCAACUACUAUGCAGACACAAUCUACAUCGCAGCUGGUGUGAAUCCCAUGCACUCUCAGUAUGUGACCGUGGGUGCAGGUUUACUCAACAUUGUGAUGACAAUGAUCUCCGCUUUCACUGUGGAGCUCCUGGGGAGAAGGCUCCUCCUGCUGGUUGGCUAUGGAAUAUGUGGCUCAGCCUGCGUGGUGCUGACACUUGCUCUGGUCUUCCAGAACAAGGUCCCAGAGCUGUCUUACCUCAGCAUCAUCUGCGUCUUCUCCUACAUCGCAGGCCACUCCAUGGGCCCCAGUCCCGUUCCCUCAGUAGUAAGGACUGAAAUAUUCCUGCAGUCCUCCCGGCCAGCUGCAUUCAUGGUGGAUGGGGCUGUCCAUUGGCUCUUCAAUUUCAUCAUAGGACUGGUGUUUCCAUUCAUUCAGGAAGGCAUCGGUGGCUACAGCUUCAUCAUCUUCACUGCAGUCUGCCUCCUCACUGCCAUCUACAUCUACGUAGUUAUUCCUGAGACCAAGGGCCAAACAUUUGUGGAAAUCAACCAGGCUUUUGCCAAAAGAAAUAAAGUGCUAAUCCCAGAGAAGAAAAAAGAAGAAACAAUGGAUUUCAGCCCUGGCCCACUCCCAACUUCUGCCAAGGAAACAAAUUUUUAA
This is a messenger RNA of Trichosurus vulpecula (common brushtail), 1545 nucleotides long. RefSeq names its product solute carrier family 2, facilitated glucose transporter member 7-like. The transcript has 12 exons. Bases 1 to 1545 code for a protein of 514 amino acids. Gene Ontology annotation, cellular component: membrane. Gene Ontology annotation, biological process: monosaccharide transmembrane transport. The record is from RefSeq and is a predicted model, not a curated record. Gene Ontology annotation, molecular function: hexose transmembrane transporter activity. NCBI's taxonomy places the organism in Eukaryota, Metazoa, Chordata, Mammalia, Diprotodontia, Phalangeridae.